AUGGAAACAAAACACACUACCUUUCUUCUCCAUCUCUUCUUCUUCUUCACACUCCUUAACCUCCUCACAUCUCCAAUCAACGGCGCCUCCCUCAAUGCAACGGCACCCUCUCCAUCGCCAUGCACAGGCUCAAUAGCCGAAUGCAACAGAGACUUGGAGAUGCUGAUGGAAUCAGACAUCAGCAGAAGGUUUCUUGAACAGAAGAGAUACAUCUCACCGGGCGCUCUCAAGCCCGACCAGCCUGUUUGCAACGGCGGAGCAGCAGGCCAGCCUUACUCCAGAGGCAGCGGCUGCAUCCCCGAGCCAUCCAAUCCUUACCACAGGGGAUGCUCCAGAUACUACCGAUGCAGGGAUGAUGCGUGA
Salvia hispanica is the source of this 363-nucleotide messenger RNA. Its product is annotated as protein RALF-like 32. Gene Ontology annotation, cellular component: plasmodesma. Lineage: Eukaryota; Viridiplantae; Streptophyta; Magnoliopsida; Lamiales; Lamiaceae. The record is from RefSeq and is a predicted model, not a curated record. Gene Ontology annotation, biological process: calcium-mediated signaling.